Agrilus planipennis (emerald ash borer) is the source of this 5050-nucleotide messenger RNA. RefSeq names its product NEDD4-binding protein 2. Gene Ontology annotation, molecular function: ubiquitin binding. The coding region runs from base 1158 to 4802 and encodes 1214 amino acids. The record is from RefSeq and is a predicted model, not a curated record. Lineage: Eukaryota; Metazoa; Arthropoda; Insecta; Coleoptera; Buprestidae. The transcript is spliced from 6 exons.
AUUUUAUAAGAAUGGGCAUGAAUAUAGAAAUUAAAGUGUUUUUUUAUUAAGUCCAGAGAUGUUUUAUAAGAGGGGGUUUAAUUUUUUUUUAUAAGAAAAAAGCCGUCAGAAAUUUACCCUGUAGAAUUACGUAGUCUCUUUGAAGCUUGCCUUUCCUCUUCUGAAGUAUUCAUUUCUGUUGAUCUUCUUUUACUGCGAGGCAUUUCAGCUUUAUUUUACUUAAUAAAGUAUUUACACUACACCAAACACUUAUCUGACAAUUCACGGCGCAGUUAUAGGUUAGGUUAUAGUAGCAUGUGAAGAUACCGCAAACUAUCUUUAAUAGAAUAAAUCCGAAAGGGCGUAGAACUUAAUGAUUUUAGGCUUAAAAAAUAUCUUUGUAGAUAUUUUUUACUAAGUGUUCAAAAUAAUUCAUUAGGUUUACUAGAAGUCACCACUUUCAACUCACUUUAAACUUUCUCACGUAUAUAUAUAUAAUUUCUAUAUGAAAUUCAGUUUUUUAAAUUAAAAAAAGUCCAAUUAAAAGAAGUUUUUUGUUCAUUAUUUUUAAAACUUAAAUGUAACGACUCGAUCAUAUUUGAGCAUCAGCUGUUGUCGACAUAAUUUUAUUUUAACCUUCAAUUUAGGGAGUUUUAAGGCCAGUAGGUUGUAUAUACGAAUAGUAAAGAUUUAUAUUUUUGUCUUUUGUUUUGUACAUUACUUUUUUGAAAUAUUUAAUGGUAUAUUUACAAAAGAGCUACUUAGUGAAACAUAGCGAACAUAAACAAAAAUUAUAUUAUUUAUGUUAUUAAUUAAAGUAAGAGGUUUAUUUAAAAUAUUAUUGCCUUGUACGUAAGAGUGAGAGAGAAGUAGGACAACCUUCAUAGAAACAAAUGUUGGUAAUAUUGAUAUAAAUAAUACAUAUAUGUAACAAAUUUUUCACCUUGGUUAAUGAGAUACUUUUAUAAUUAAUUGGUCUAAAUUCAUUGUUGUGGUAUUAAAAUUUAGAUUUGCUUGUUUUUGAUGAUUUCUAUUGCCCUAAAACAUUUCUAAUUAGUGCUCAAUUUUACUUAUAUCUCAAAGGUUAUGUGUAAUGUGUUUGUUUACAAGAUCCAUAUAUUAGUAUUUAGUCAUAAUUAAGAGUUUUGUGAUUUGGAAAUUGAUAAAAUAGUUUCAGGAUGGCAACAAAUCUAAAAGAAGUUCAAAGGAAACAGCUUGUGAACCAUUUGAAAGAAUUGUUUGGAAGUCUAUUAGAUUUAGAAAUUAUUGAAUCUGUAGCUCUAAACUGCGAUUAUGACGAAGUAUCCGCGACAAAUAUGCUUAUUGAGCUUUCUAGUAAUGUAGAUGGAUUUGUGAGCCCAAAAAAUAAAAAUAAAUCGAAAAAUACCCCUAGGUUUUCAAAAUUGGUUCCUUCACCAGUUAACUAUUCUGUCACAUAUGCGAAUGCUUCAUCUUCAGUAGCAGUACCGCAUUCCAGAAAAGAUAAAGAAUUAGAACGUAUAAUUUUUACUAUACAGAGAGGAUAUAAGGUUCUUGUUUUAAUGAGAGGCCUUCCUGGGAGUGGCAAAAGUACAUUAGCUAGAUACAUUGUGGAACGUUCUGUUAAUCCUCCUUAUUUUCAAAAUUACGAACAAUUUAUAAAAUCUACUGAUGAUUAUUUUACCAAAAACGGUAUCUAUAACCACAAUCCUUCUCAAUUACCCGAAGCUCAUAGCUGGAAUCAAAAUCGAACUUACCAAGCCAUGAUCAGCGGCAUAAGUCCCAUAAUAAUUGAUAAUACAAAUGUACAAAUGUGGGAAAUGAAAUCUUAUGCGAUCAUGGCUGUCCAGAAUGGGUAUUAUAUUGAAAUAGUAGAGCCCAAAACCCAAUGGGCAUUCAAUGAAAAAGAAUUACUUCGUCGUAACCUGCACGGAGUGCCAAGAAAAGUUAUCAACGAUAUGUUGACUCGUUACGAAAAAAACAUAACAACGAAGAAGUUGAUGGCCAUGUAUAAUUUACGUUAUUUUGUUCCGAUGCCACAAAUGAGAAUCUAUCCUCCUAUUGUUCCACUAAAUAAUUUUGAACAAACGAACCAACCUGAAGCAGGAAACACUACUGCUUCUCAACAAAAAAAUAUUUUUGCUUCGCGUUCUGGAAAUUCUUUGGAAAUGGUCGAUUUGACCGUUUCAAGUAACGCGAAUGCUUUAGUUGACUUGACAAAAGAUGCAGAAGAAGGUCAAACGGUAAACGAAAGUAACGAGUCUACAUCUCAAAAUAAUGAGAAUGUUAUAGACUUAAUGAAUUUUGACAACGAAGCAUCAUCGACAUCUGUCUCAUCCGAGAGCCCUAAAAAUUCGUCGUUUAUUAACGAAAUCUUUGAUGUUUCUAACGAAAAGAGCGUUGAAAUGUUAGACCCUCUUAUAAAAUUCAAUGUCCCAGAAAAUAAUAAAAUUGUUAACGAUGAUAUCUUGGCAGAACCAAGUACUUCUAAAAAUCAAGAAAAAUCACAUGCACUUUUAGAAUCUGUCGCUUUAUCAACCGAAAACGUUUGUUCUCAUUCUGAUACAGUUAUACCACUUGCAAAUUCUUCUUCUGAACCUGAUAUGAAAAAGCUAAAGACAAGUUCACAAAUGGAAGGUGAGGUAGACGUUGAACAUUUGCAAACUAAAUUAAGGAAGGAAGAAUUUAAAAAACCCAUAAAUAUAUAUCCAAAAUUAGACCUUUCUUCUUGGGGUUUAUCAGAAACGACUAGAUACUCCUGGGAACCCUUGGAAAGCCCACCAAUAAUCUUAAAUAACAAAGAGACCAGAAACGUUGAAGUUGAAACGGCAAAUUCUUCGACUAAUACUUAUGACGAUGAUUUCAAACUUUUACUUCCAAAUUCAAAAGUGAGUGACCCAGGCAUAAUAUUUUUGACCUGUGUUAACAGAGAUAUAAUAGCAAAUAACUUUGUAUUCUUGGAAAAUCCAAAACCACCUCUAAAGGUCAUGCUCGAUAAAAGUUCGAUGACUGAUGACCACUUUAUUUCAGUCAGUUCUGAAAAUGAAAUUGAAACAGUGACUAAGCACAUGCAGCAAUUGGUGAAUUUGUUUCCUGACAUAUCCUUGGAUCUUCUUAAAGAUGUGUACGAAAAAUGUAACAAGGAUGUAGAAUGGACUAUAGAUUUAUUAUUAGAGGGGAACUUGGAAGUUUUGCAAAUUGAAAACAAGGUCGACGAACAACCGUCUAGUAGUCUCAUUGGAGAAACUGAAAUUAACAAUACCAUCGAAGAAAUCAGCAGUUCUACUAAAAAGAUCACUUUGGAGCAGAAUCAACCAAAUCCUGUUGAAUCCAAAAAUGAAGAUCCUAGCCUUUCAAAUAAGAUUUUGUCGACAGGAAAAGACUUGGUGAAAUUUCUGGAAAAACAAUUUAUAUUCGGCAAUCAACACUAUUCUGAUCACAUUCUCAAAGUGAAGAGUCGUAUGAAUGGGUCGUUUGAAGAAUUAAACGUUUCAAAGGAACCAAUAAUAACGAAGGAAUCGAAAGAAGAGGCCAUGGAAACUAUUAAUUUACCUUCAACAUCAAUUCCUGUUAGUCAAAACUCAAAAAUACAACCAUCCACGUCGUCAGCAGUAGAAAUUUGUCACUCCAACUGUGGGGACAUAUUUGCAUUAGACACAGAAAAAGAUUUUGAUGAUCUAGAAAAUUCUCAAACUUAUGCAAACAGCGAAGAAAUGAUGGAAUUAAAUUUAGGGGAUGUAUUGGUGUCACAAUUAGAAAGCACCUUUGGGAAUUUCGAAUUGUAUCCCAAAGGAUUUCAACCAGUCGUUCAAAUGCCUGUUAGUUUGGCAAGGCAACUGUUUGCGUUUUAUUUGGAAUCGGUUUAUUCACAAAUGGAAGCCCAAAACCAAGUUUUAGAACAACUGGUAAAGGAAGACGAAGAAUUUGCGAAAACUUUACAAGAAAACGAAGAAAGGGAAAUGAAAGCGCAAGAAAUCCUACGAAAAAAUCAGGCUCCAAAUCUAAAAGAUAUAAUGGCGCGAGAAAAAGAAAGAAACAAAUAUAUUAAAGAAAUUGAACAGUGGAAAAAAUUAACUCCAGACGAUCUAGCUGCCAAAUUAACACGAAAGAAAUUGUUUGACUCAUUCCCCACUAUAGAUCAAGAUCUUCUGGUGGAAAUAUUGCACGCACAUAACAACAGUUAUCAGCAAACUGUGGAAGUUUUACUAAAUUCAACUAAGGUAGAAGACAUCAGUGAUCCCUACGGAACAAUAUUACAACCUCCAAUUUCCUCGACAAUUCUGGAAGAAAUGAAAGAGGCUCAGCAAGAAAAUACAGAGAACGAUGAAAAGGAAAAUAAAUCUGCGAAUGAAUUACGCGAAGAAGCGAGAAAGCAUUUGGCCAAAAGACACGAGUUAUAUUUAAAGGCGCAAAAACACUUUCAAAAGGGAGAGGGUCUUAUAGCCAGUUAUUACAGCAGUUUGGCCGAAGAAAGGGGAUUGCUAUAUGAAAAGGCCAACACAUUGGCAGCUCACAUGUUACUAAACGACAAUUCACAGAAAAAGGACUUUCACACCCUCGAUUUACAUUAUCUUUAUGUAAAAGAAGCAAUCAGUGCUUUGGACAUAUUUAUGGACAGGAAUAUUAUGUUGGUUAGUGGCAACAACAAUAAGAAUCAGGAAUUAUUUAUUAUUACAGGAAGGGGAAAGGGUAGCAAAGAUGGGAAGAGUAAACUAAAACCAGCCGUGAUUUCCCGAUUAAGAAAACGAAAGUUGAAUUAUUGCAUCAUGAAUCCUGGCUUACUGAAAGUAUACGUCAAUAAAAACUCCCUUAUGUCAAAUGAUGUUGGAAAACGAGAAAUAUAAUAAAUAUUAAGUGUCAUGGAACAAUUAAUCUAUCUGUCUAUCUGUAAAUCCCAUCCCCACAACCUACAGUAAAAAAAAUAAUAAAAACAAAAAAAGUUAUUAAAUGUAAUAGUGUUGGGAUCGAUGUAACUGGUAAAAUAAUUUUUAGUUAUCUUUAAUACAAGUACAAAUACGUAUAUUAGUUGAUAAGAUUUAUUUUUGGGACAAGUAUACUACGGUCUAAUGAUCAUAAAUAUUGCCAUACAAAA